Molecule: messenger RNA, 935 nt
Organism: Aspergillus neoniger CBS 115656
Lineage: Eukaryota; Fungi; Ascomycota; Eurotiomycetes; Eurotiales; Aspergillaceae
Gene: cyp5
Product: putative peptidyl-prolyl cis-trans isomerase
Exons: 3
Coding region: 63-704 (213 amino acids)
Biological process (GO): protein folding; protein peptidyl-prolyl isomerization
Cellular component (GO): catalytic step 2 spliceosome
Molecular function (GO): peptidyl-prolyl cis-trans isomerase activity
Source: RefSeq, a predicted model, not a curated record
GCGCCAACAUUUCCCAUUCUACUAUCAUUCUACUAUCAGCAGAUAGCACAGACUCACACACCAUGUCUGUAACACUCCAUACCACCCACGGCGACCUCAAAGUCGAGCUCUUCUGCGAAGCAGUCCCCAAAACAGCAGAGAACUUCAUCGCCCUCUGCGCCAGCGGCGCAUACAACAACACGCCCUUCCACCGCCUCAUCCCGGGCUUCAUGAUCCAAGGCGGCGACAUCUCACUCAACCCGUCCCUCAUCUCCUCCUCAUCCAGCUCUAAACCCCCCCUCCCCUUCGAAGACAUCCCCAAAGGCGGCACCUCAAUCCACCACCCGCAAGCCCUAAACCAAGAAAUUCACCUCCCAGCACUAAAGCACAACACGCGGGGUAUCCUCUCGAUGGCAUCCCGCCCCGUGAAGGAUCGCACAGCGCCGGGAUCGCAAGGCGCCACGGGGGCAACUAUAAACGGAAGCCAGUUCUUCGUGACGUUUGCGCCGGCGCCGCAUUUGGAUGGCGCGAGUACGGUGUUUGGGAAGGUGUUGAAUCUGACGGCGCAGGAUGAGGGCGGGGAUGUGUUGGGGAGAUUGGAGAAGGCGAAUGUUAAGGUUGAUAAGAAGGGGAGGGUGGUGCAGCCUAAGGAGGGAGAGGAGGGGGGCUUUGAGGCGUUGAAGAUUGAGAGGGUUACGAUUCAUGCGAAUCCGUUUGCGAAGUGAGGUGGGGGGUAUUUGUGGUUGGUUGAUAUGUUUGAAGAAGGGUUGGUUGGUAUGGUCAUGGCCAUGGCCAUGCUCUAUGUCGAUUGUGAGAUGUGAAGACGCCAUGCUUGAUGCGAACUGGAAACUAUAUGCGGCAUCAGGUGUCGCUCUUGCAAUGGCUCAGCUCGCCUCACUACUUAAGGCUACCAGCGUCGCUCGAUACCUCAUACAAUGUCCGUGGUGGACUGAGGU